AUGAUUCUUUGGCUGCUACUCGUUCUGUCUGUUUGGUCCUGGCCUGAUCAAGCUGACUCUGCCGCCAAUGAACGGCGAGUUGUAGCACACAUACCUGGUGACAUCAUCAUCGGAGCGCUGUUCUCUGUUCAUCAUCAGCCUCCAGCUGACAAGGUACACGAGCGCAAGUGUGGCGCUGUGCGAGAGCAGUAUGGCAUCCAGAGGGUGGAGGCCAUGAUGUACACACUGGACCGCAUCAACAUUGACCCAAACAUCCUUCCCAACAUCACCUUGGGCUGCGAGAUCCGGGACUCAUGUUGGCACUCAGCUGUGGCUCUGGAGCAGAGCAUUGAGUUCAUACGAGAUUCCCUGGUCUCCUCUGACGAGGCCGAGGAGUGGGGUGGGGGAGUUUCCUGGGGAGGAGGAGGAGGUGGAGGAGGAGGUGGAGGUGGAGGUGGAGGAUCGACAAUGAAGUGCUCGGACCCUGCUGCCACUCCGAUGCGGGGGAAGAAACCAAUUGUGGGUUUAAUUGGGCCAGGAUCAAGCUCAGUGGCCAUCCAGGUUCAGAACCUACUACAGCUGUUCAACAUACCACAGAUUGCCUACUCUGCCACCAGUAUGGACCUCAGCGAUAAGAGCCUUUAUAAGUACUUCAUGCGUGUGGUGCCUUCAGAUGCCCAGCAGGCACGAGCUAUGGUGGACAUCGUCAAGAGAUACAACUGGAGCUAUGUGUCGGCUAUCCACACUGAAGGCAACUAUGGUGAAAGUGGGAUGGAAGCGUUCAAGGACAUGGCGGCCAAGGAAGGCAUCUGUAUCGCCCACUCUGGCAAAAUCUGGAGCAACGCUGGAGAGCAGAGCUUUGACCGGCUGCUGGAGAGACUGCGGGCCCACCUGCCCAAGGCCAGAGUGGUGGCCUGCUUCUGUGAGGGUAUGACUGUCCGCAACAUCCUCAUGGCCAUGAGACGCCAGGGACUAGUAGGAGAGUUCCUGCUCAUCGGCAGUGAUGGAUGGGCGGACCGGUAUGAUGUAACAGACGGCUAUGUAAGAGAAGCAGCCGGUGGUAUUACCAUCAAGCUCCAGUCGGCGGACGUGAAGUGGUUUGAUGACUACUACCUUAAACUCCGCCCUGAAAACAACCAAAGGAACCCCUGGUUUCCAGAGUUCUGGCAACAUCGUUUCCACUGUAAACUAAAAGGUCACCCACAGGAGAGCAGCAAAUAUAACCGCAGUUGUAGCAAGCGAGAGUCGCUUCGGCAGCAGUACGCUCAGGACACCAAGAUGGGCUUUGUCAUCAAUGCCAUCUACUCCAUGGCAUAUGGUCUGCAUAACAUGCAACAGAAGCUCUGCCCAGGCUAUCAGGGCCUUUGUGAUGCCAUGCGACCUAUAGAUGGAGCCACACUGCUGGACUUCCUGAUGAAAACCAACUUCACAGGCGUGUCAGGGGAAGGCAUCUUAUUUGAUGUGAAUGGAGACUCACCUGGCAGGUAUGAAAUAAUGAACUUCAAAAAGAUGGGGAAAGACUACUAUGACUACGUGAAUGUUGGCAGCUGGGACAAUAGUGGCUUGAAGAUAGAUGACGAUGAAAUCUGGCCAAACAAAGACGCAUUUAUUAAAUCAGUGUGCAGUGAACCUUGCGACAAAGGACAGAUCAAGGUGAUCCGUAAAGGGGAGGUGAGCUGCUGCUGGACGUGCACCCCCUGUAAAGAGAAUGAGUUUGUGUUUGAUGACUACACAUGCAGAGCCUGUGAGCUGGGCUCCUGGCCUACUGAUGACCUCACAGGCUGCGAUCCAAUCCCAGUGGAGUAUCUGCGUUGGGGAGACCCUGAACCAAUUGCUGCUGUGGUCUUUGCCUGCCUUGGUCUGAUGUUCACUUUCUUUGUCACUGCAGUCUUCAUCAGGUUCCGGGACACCCCAGUAGUGAAAUCUUCCAGUAGGGAGCUGUGCUACAUUAUACUGGCAGGGAUCUGCCUGGGGUACCUGUGUACCUUCAGCCUCAUAGCCAAACCCCACUACAUCCUCUGCUACCUCCAGCGGCUGGGAAUAGGCCUGUCACCUGCCAUGAGCUACUCUGCACUUGUCACCAAGACAAACCGCAUUGCUCGGAUCCUGGCAGGCAGCAAGAAGAAGAUCUGCACAAAGAAACCUCGCUUCAUGUCGGCCUGUGCUCAGCUCAUCAUUGCCUUCCUCCUCAUUCUGCUGCAGCUGGGCAUCAUCGUGGCUCUGUUCCUCAUGGAGCCACCUAAGGUAAUCCAUGACUACCCAAGCAUCCGACAGGUCAACCUCAUUUGCAACACCACUAACCUGGGUGUGGUGGCUCCUCUUGGAUACAAUGGCCUGCUCAUCCUCAGCUGCACCUUCUAUGCCUUCAAGACCCGCAACGUCCCUGCUAAUUUCAAUGAGGCCAAGUACAUCGCCUUCACCAUGUACACCACCUGUAUUAUCUGGCUGGCCUUUGUUCCCAUCUACUUUGGUUCCAACUACAAAAUCAUCACCAUGUGCUUCAGUGUCAGCCUGAGCGCCACUGUGGCUCUGUGCUGCAUGUUCGUACCCAAGGUGUACAUUAUUCUGGCUAAACCAGAGCGUAACGUGCGCAGUGCCUUUACCACUAGCACAGUGGUACGCAUGCAUGUGGGCGACGGCAAAUCAUCCUCAGCUGCCAGCCGUUCUUCAAGUCUGGUUAACCUGUGGAAACGUAGAGGCUCGACUGGAGAGACACUAAGCUCCAAUGGUAAAUCAGUGUCUUGGGCACAGACGGAGCGCAGCAGCACACGGGGUAACCACCUGUGGCAGCGGCUGUCUUUCCACAUCAAGAAGAAGGAGAACAAUCAGACUGCCGUCAUCAAGCCCUUUUCCAAAACCUCUGAGGAGCGUUAUUGUGGCAGCGGGGACCUGCCCCCACACGCCCCGCUGCCCUCCCUCCCCUCCAUGUCCUCCCUGCCCUCUCAUCCCGACUCUGUCACUGACAAGACCCUGUACGACCUCUCUGAAGCUGAGGAGCGAUACUCCAUCACCUACCGACCGCAGACUCCUUCACCAAUCAGUACAGUGAGCCAGAGGCUCGGGGCGGGAUCUGUUGAGGAGCCUCAGAUGACCGGUAUCCCACAGUACCAGAGCAGCAUUUGCAGUGCAGGCAGUGGCAGCAGUUGUGGUCCUGCUAGCGGCUCAAUCAUUGUUGGGAGUGAUGGUCACUUGAUUGUCAUGGAUGAUCGCUCCGGGGUACCACAGGUCACACUGAUGGAUCAGAUCAGCUGUGUGGUGAAUCGCUUCACGGCCAACAUCUCAGAGCUGAACAGCAUGAUGUUAAUGCCCUCUCCAACACACUCACACACGCACAAACCCGCGUCUCCUUCUCCUCAUCCCCCUGACCCCUACAUGCUCCCCCGAGAGAUCCCAAUGCCCCCCACCCUCACCACAUAUGCCGACGUCCAGCCCCUUCCAACUGUGGAAUCCAGCUUGGGUGGCCGGGGCGGCUGUCCAAUUCACUCUAUUCCUCAUUCGCCUUAUCCCCUGCCGCCUCCUCACCCCCAGACCUCUCCCUCUCUCUCCCCCAUGCGAGGAGGUCUGAUCAGCUCUUCACCGCUGAGGAGAGCGGAGUUGGACGAGGAACUCAUCGCUUUGACUCCGCCGUCACCUUUCCGCGAUUCCCUCGCGUCCAGUAGUGGCUCACCUGUCUCAGAGACGGGUCUUUUUCUCCCCCCAGCGCCCUCCCAUCCUCCCCCCUCCCCACCUUCGCCAAGGUACAGCAGACUGACACUCAGAAACUACAGCCAGAGUUCAUCCUCACUGUGAGCUUAAAGGGAGGAAAUCACAGAAAUUAAGAGGAGCACUCGAAAAACCCCUCGUCAACAUGAGGAAAGGGGCGAGUAUUGGGAGGACUUCCUGCAUGGAGUAAAAUCCUGAAGUUAAGGAGUCAUAGAGGCUGGUUGGUGAAGACGCCAAGUUGCGGUAGUCUGCUAUGUUCGUCUAUGGUGUUUACAUGUUUGCAGUAAGAUGCAGGUUUCAAAAGCUUGUCAUCGAUGUGUUUUCUUAGUGUUGUUUCCAACGAUUGGGACACAAAUUGCUGCAACAGUGGCCACUAGAACUGCUGUGCUUUGGUGUCUGUAAAGCCAGAGAUCUUGAUCUGAGGUCCAGAGCUGUGUAUAGUUUAGGUUUGGGUAGUGGCCUUAAGGUAAU
Molecule: messenger RNA, 4152 nt
Organism: Notolabrus celidotus (New Zealand spotty)
Lineage: Eukaryota; Metazoa; Chordata; Actinopteri; Labriformes; Labridae
Gene: grm5b
Product: glutamate receptor, metabotropic 5b
Exons: 17
Coding region: 1-3768 (1255 amino acids)
Biological process (GO): G protein-coupled glutamate receptor signaling pathway; trans-synaptic signaling by endocannabinoid, modulating synaptic transmission; regulation of synaptic transmission, glutamatergic
Cellular component (GO): postsynaptic density membrane
Molecular function (GO): adenylate cyclase inhibiting G protein-coupled glutamate receptor activity; G protein-coupled receptor activity involved in regulation of postsynaptic membrane potential
Source: RefSeq, a predicted model, not a curated record